Lachancea nothofagi CBS 11611 is the source of this 756-nucleotide messenger RNA. NCBI's taxonomy places the organism in Eukaryota, Fungi, Ascomycota, Saccharomycetes, Saccharomycetales, Saccharomycetaceae. The record is from the annotation of a GenBank genome assembly.
AUGUUCCGGAAAAAAGAGCUGCUGGUGUCAUCUUAUGGAGAUACUAUGCUACCACAAGACUAUGAAGAAUAUCCUCAAUUGGCCUUGUUCUAUUACUCCUUUAUGGUCAAUCAAAACACCAUAUCAGCGGCUCGUUGAGAACUAAUUUUUGAGCGGCCACAGCCCUACGUAAUACUUAAGACCAUAGUGAAGCGAUUGGAAUGCCACGACUUCGUUCUGCGCAAUAAUUGUAAGUGGCUCCCUGCCAGUAUAAAGAACGACAUUGGGCCAUCGUUGACCUGCCCCAAUAAUGAGAUAGUCGAGCAAAUUACUCCUUUCCUUGAUCCAAGGAAAAGGGGAAGGCGUUGACUUCACUUGGGAACUAAGAGAGAAGCUAGGGGCUUCUUCAGUAGAAACACAGAUCGGAAGGCUGCGCUGUCUGAUUUUCCGCGUAGGUCGAGGCUUGACUUGAGAAUUAGCUGUAGUCAGUGGUUCGCUAAUACAAUAGACGUUGAACGAGCUGCUAGAGCUUUCCGAAAAGUCCGGCUCUAUCAUGAGCUAAGUAUUGUAGGAGCAGACGAGCAUCUCCCCAUAGCAAACUCCGAGGGUGGUCAAGAAAAUGCUGAGGGAACUAGUGCGCAAGAACAAGAGCGAAAACAACAACAUACUAAAGAGGAAAUGGCAGAGUACCUGGCUGUUUUAGGCGAGCGCGCUUACCUAUUACACCACUUUCUGGGACGAGCAUCACUCCAUGACAAACUUCGACGGUGGUCAAGA